This is a messenger RNA of Cylicocyclus nassatus, 555 nucleotides long. The record is from the annotation of a GenBank genome assembly. Lineage: Eukaryota; Metazoa; Nematoda; Chromadorea; Rhabditida; Strongylidae.
AUGGUUUUUUUCUGUGCUCACUCAAGGGAAUCCAGUAGUGAUUCAGAAAAUGAAGUAGAGGAAGAACGUAUCUGUGGCAUUCCUCCUAAACUGUUUGAUGCAAUCGAGGAUGGAUUUUCCAAAUUAGAAAAGGAUGUUUAUGGAAAUAACUUUGCCGAUCACAAUGAAGUUGAUGAAGAAGAAGAAGAGCAGAUUACUUUGACCGACUGUGACGUUUAUGACGAAGCGCGAAUGCUUGCGAAAAGAAACUGUUCGGAGCCAAUCGAGUGCAAAGGUUUUGCUUGUGCUAGUCGUAAAUGGAGACACAUUAGAGGAAAAUUACCUACAUACUACAGGAAAGCAGCAUUUCAACUUGCCUCAGACCCCUUGGAAGUUUGGAAGGCUAGUGUUUCUGAAGACAAGGAGUCACAAUUAGUCUCGAACCCUACAAUCUCGGCUGCGGGUGCAUGUGCACAUGCAAAAUGUCCGAAACGAAAAGUCGCUGUAGUGUGUAUUCUAAAACCUUGGAUCCUGGACAAUGAAGAAACGACGAACUCCCUUGACUAUUCUUCGUAG